AUGUGUUCUCGAGCUCGGCUGGAGCUGUUAAUUAUUCUCGCUAGUGUAAAUAUUGCUCAGUGCGCAUCCGACCAGGUCCUGUCCUGUCUACGACAAGAACGAUCAAAGCACGAAAAUCCUGUACAGAAUGUAGUUACGGUAAUGGCACAAGAGCCAGCAUAUCUUCAUUGUCGAAUACCAGAAGGAACCAGUCAUAUGGUAGCUUGGACCCGUUCAUCUGAUCAAGCACUUCUGACAGCAGGAGAGCAUUCGUUCACGUCCGAUCCACGAUUUCAGGUGUCAAAAAAGUCCGAUUCUGAUUGGAUCCUCAUAUUGAGGCGAGCAGACCUCGGUGACACAGGCUGUUACCUUUGUGAAGUAAAUACGGAGCCACUGAGUACUAUCUAUGCUAUAUACCUGGAUGUGCAAAAACCUCCCACCGCAGCAGUACCAAACCGACAGCGGGGUACACGUCUAAUGGCAAACAUGGCCGGUGAUGAAGUGCUCCUGAACUGUACUGUAGCAGUUGGCAAUGAGCCAGCUGACGAUGACGUCAUUUGGACCCGAGACGGCAAAGAGAUGAAUUUGAACGACACAAACAAAUACAUUUGGAAAGUAAAACGCUCGGCAGGAGUCAUUGUGCAUACAGUUCGAAUUCGAGAGGCCACGAUGGAAGAUGAUGGAAACUAUGCUUGCGAGAGCAGACAUCAACGAGCAAGCCAAAUCGUUCACGUAAAUAAAGCAGAAGCCCAGCGGAGUUGUUCUACGCCUUUGCUGACUUUGCUCAGCUCAUUGGCCCUCGUCAUGGCUGCCCAGAAAAUUUUAUGACAGCGAUAUCUGAUCGGCAAUUAUCCACUGAACAUAUUCAUUCCGCUCAACCUGGCGACAUUAUCACCGAUUAUCACAACAUUUACCCCAUGAUAAUUGAUUCAUACAUUUUGUUGUUGUUCAAAAACUCUGCCGCGAUCUAUGGGAAAACAGUAUUUUUGUUUUGUUAGUUUCUUGCGACUUUCAGUGAAGGCGCAUUGAAUGCUAGCGCCUCACAUAGGGUACAAUCUUGUGAACGUUCUCUUUUGAUUUUACGAUCUUUCAUUCAAUUCGCC
Molecule: messenger RNA, 1082 nt
Organism: Cylicocyclus nassatus
Lineage: Eukaryota; Metazoa; Nematoda; Chromadorea; Rhabditida; Strongylidae
Source: the annotation of a GenBank genome assembly